UGGUAAUGGCGUAUGUCAGUUACAUGAUAAUUUUAAUAUAACUGUACGUAUUUAAUAAUGUUUGUAUAAAUAUGAAAACUGUAUUGUAUUCUUGCACAGUUCACAAACAAAAAAUUUUAUUUUAAAGAUUUCAUUGUAAUUCAUGAUCAAAUAAUUUCUAUCUUUAAAUUACAAACAUGUUGAUUUACGAUGUUCUACAUAAAGAAACAGUAUACCAAUCAAUUGUCUGUGAUCUUCGUAAUUACGGAGUUAAGUAUCGUUUUAAAAAAAAUAUGUUUAAAACAGAACGAUCCGAAGGGAAACGCAUUUUGAAAAAAGUUUUUAAGACUUCUUUAUUGUACCAACCAUUGGAUGUCGUGAAUUUAUCUUCUGGUGCCAUUGUGCAUGUGCCUGUUUUUGUGAGCCAUGCAUCCACAUUUUUAGAAAAGUAUAUCACUCAGGAAGGAUUAUUCAGAAAAGCAGGAUCACAACUUAGACAAAAGGAAUUAAUAAUUCGUUUAGAUAAUGGUGGCAGUUUAGGGGAAAAACAUCAUGCCAUUGAUGUAGCUAAUUGUUUAAAAACAUUCUUCAGAGACUUACCAGAACCAUUGAUUCCAUAUACGUACCACGAUUUAUUUGUACAUUGUGUCAUGCUUAAAACUUAUUGUGUACAAGCAUUGUUAUUAGCUUGUAUUCUUUUACCACCACAUCAUCUAAAUACUCUGGCAUUUUUAAUGGAAUUUUUAAAGAAAGUAGCACAAUAUGAGAAACAAAAUAAAAUGGGCAUUGAUAAUUUAGCAAAAGUUAUUGGUCCAAAUAUAAUGCCUCUGCAAGAAACCACUAUGUCUGCUGUGCAAAUGCGUCUUGAAUUACAUUUAAUUGUUGUUAAGAUUUUAAUUGAAAAUGCAGAAAGUAUUGGUAUUUUACCAGAUCAUAUAACACAAGCUAUUUCUAUGGAAACAAUUGGCAGUACAGAUAAUGAGUUAGAUGUAUCUGAUCAUAUGCGUUCAAAAUUCAAAAAAAAGAAACAUCGCAGUGGAAGUCUUACACGUAAGCCACAUCUAAGUGCCUCCAACCUCAAUCUAAGAAUGUUUAAUGGUCUAAAAAAGAUUGUUGGCAAAAAUGCUGCAUCUGAAGAUAGUAACACAUGUGAUAGUCAAAGGAUAUCUGAAAAUGCUAAUUCAGUACAUAUAUUAAAUACUAAGCCCACAAAAAAAAGGAAAGUUGAUUAUAUAGAUCCACCAAGUACAAAGAAGAAAAGAGUUGCAGAUAAAGCAGAUAAAUCUAAAAAGAUUAGGCUUAGUUUGGAUCGUUUUGUACCGAGAAAGCCAAAAACUGUUGAUGAAAGUACAGAAUCAUGUAAGAAUACUUUUGAUACUCAGGCAGAACGUCGUUGGAGUUCUGUUUGUGACUCAUGUGGUGACUCACAAAGAACAUACAGAGCAUAUAGUGAUAGUUCAUCACAUUUGAAAUUAAUUCUAAAAGACAGUGAAGUAUCAAACGACCUUCACAGAGAGUAUAAUAAUAUGUUUGGUGAUGCAGAUGUUAAUUUAUCAGAUGAUAGUGACGAGCAGGCCUUGUUAACAAAGGAUGAUAUUAAAUCUAGUAAAUGGCACACACAGUUGAAUUCAAGUUCGGAAGAAUUAAAAGAUCUAGGUAAUUAUAAACAAAGACGAAUGAACCCAGUGAAAAGAAGAUUAACUGUAAAUAAUCUUGAAACAUAUUCACACGUUCAAGUCACAUCUGUAGAUAAUCAGUCAGAGGAAUACGUUACGAUACCUAAAAGCGAAUAUGAAGAAAUAAAAAAUAGAGUUUUAGCAAUUGAAUCUCGUCUUUCUCAAGAAUUCAAAUGUAUAAAUAAUGGAAAUGGUGAGGAGAAUGAUGAUUUAUUAUUGCAUUCUGUGAAAAAAGUACAAACUGCGUAUGAAAGGACAUUGGAAGAAGCUAGUAUUGAAAGUACAGUAACAACAGACUACUUAGCUAAAAAACUUGGUAAAGAACUUAAAAUUAGAAGAUCAGAUGAACACAAAAUUAUCAGGUCUCCAAGCGCUCGAAAAAUAGGAAGUUUAAGAAGGAGAUCACAAGAAAAAGUGAUAAGCAAACGUGUUAGACGAACUGCUUCGUGGCACAUUUCUCGUGGAUCAGAUUUGCAAUCACAGUCUGAUCAAGAUUUGAGCAAUGCUUACUCCCAUAAUGAAAAAACAUUUUCACUGAAUUAUACAAAAGACGAUGCUGACUUACGACCUAUAUCUACUUCCCUUUGGGAAAAAGGAGAUAAUAUAAUAUUAAAUAAUGUAUGCGAUGAGUUUAAAAAUUCAAAUGUAUAUACAAAAAAACACAAUCAGAAUUCUUUUCAAUCGAUGAAAGAUCGAACAAUCACGACGGUACGUCGAGUAUCGUCUUUUCAUGGUGAUGAACUUACAAAUACGGCCACGUAUUCCGAUAGCAAGGUUGAAAAACUGAAGAAGACGAAUAGUCAACAAAAUAUGAUUUUAAACAGUACACCUGUAGGUAAACUGAUUCCGAAAUCUGAAGAGAAAAAGAAAGCUGUUAUAUCCUGGAAGGAUGCAGAUGGAUAUUUUGGAUCAACAAACCAAACAAAAUCUCCAAUUACUCAAACUGGUCGUGCGUCUAUUGCAAAAUUAAGAACUCAGAAUGCAGGAAUGGUACUAGCUAAAGCUAAAUUAUUUGAUGAGUGCACGGCAAAAGUACACUCUCAAAACACUACUAUAAACAAAAAAAACGGUCUACUUAGUACAGAGGAUGAUCAGUGCAUGAAUGAUAUAAAACAGAAUUGUGAACGGACAGAAUCGUGUCGAAAAUCAAAUAAAAAUGUAAAAAGUAGAAAUUCAAAAUUGAUAUUGAAACAUUCUCCUUCUCGUACUAUGAUGGAAACCGAAAAUAAGGAAAAGGAUAUUGAAAUGUGUUAUUGUAUUUCCAAAGACUUUAUGACAUGUAAUACAGCCACUCAUCAAAAAGAAAAUAAGGCUGUUAAAACAUCACCUUCAAUGCAAAAUGUACCUGUGGAUAUGAUAUCGCAGAAUUCAAGAUUAAGUAUCUAUAAAGUUGAUAAUAACGUGCUAUGUAAGACUCCGCAUAUUAAGAAGCCAUUAACUGUAAAAACACCUAAAAGUGGCAAAGCAUUAGUAAGAAGACCUCUAGUGGAUUCUCGUAGGACGCCCCUAAAGGCUGUUGGUCAAUUAGGAACUCCAAAGUAUCAGAGUCCUAAAAGUAUUUUAAAGACGCCAAGAAAUAUCAGUAGACACUCUUAAUUUAAAGUACAAAUUUAUCAGAAAUGUGUUCAAGAAAGUCUAUUCUGCAAUACUUUCAAUUAUAAAUUGAUAAAGUACUAUGAGAUUGUCUUACAACUUAGAAUCUCAGAACCAAG
Messenger RNA from Bombus terrestris (buff-tailed bumblebee), 3367 nucleotides. RefSeq names its product rho GTPase-activating protein gacF. NCBI's taxonomy places the organism in Eukaryota, Metazoa, Arthropoda, Insecta, Hymenoptera, Apidae. The record is from RefSeq and is a predicted model, not a curated record. The coding region runs from base 177 to 3251 and encodes 1024 amino acids. Gene Ontology annotation, biological process: signal transduction. The transcript is spliced from 6 exons.